Neltuma alba is the source of this 2610-nucleotide messenger RNA. Its product is annotated as probable disease resistance protein At4g27220. Gene Ontology annotation, molecular function: ADP binding. Bases 1 to 2610 code for a protein of 869 amino acids. The transcript has 6 exons. NCBI's taxonomy places the organism in Eukaryota, Viridiplantae, Streptophyta, Magnoliopsida, Fabales, Fabaceae. The record is from RefSeq and is a predicted model, not a curated record.
AUGGAUGUUGCUGCUUCUGUGACGGGUAAUAUACUGACCAAGUUAGUAGAUAUAGCAAUACCUCACGCUUGCUAUCCUUUCCACUUCAACAAGUAUGUCAAAGAGCUUGAAACGGAAAAAGAUAACCUGCAAUCAAAAAUACAAGAGGUUCUAGAUCGUGCUAAAGAUGUGAGGAAGAAUAGUCAUAAGGUUGUUGGUAAAGUUGAGAAGUGGAUGGAUGCAGCAGACUCUUUGAUGGCGAAGGUGGUGGAGCUGCAAGAGAAAACAAAGAAAAGAAACAAGAUGCCUUGUCUUAAGCGUUGUCCAAACUUGAUUAGUCGUUAUAAUUUGGCAAAGCAGCUUCAAGAGAAGCUAAAUGAAAUUAGAAAGCACAAUGAAGUUGAAUUCUCAGAGUUUUCUCGACUUACUUCACUUGUAGGCAUGGACUACUUUUCUUCACAAGAUUUUGUGGCCUUUGACAGUAGAAAGGGAGCUUAUGAGGACCUUUUGAGUGUUAUUAAGGAUGAUAAGAUUCAUAUGAUAGGAUUGUGUGGCAUGGGCGGGUCUGGGAAAACAACUUUGGUGAAAGAAGUGGGCAAAGAAGUAGAGAAAUUUUUUGACAGAGUAGUCUUUGUGGUUUUGUCCAAUACCAUUGAUGUAAGAAAACUACAAAGCGAGAUUGCCAGCCAACUAAAGUUGGAAUUCAAAGAGGAAGAGACACAAGGGAGAGCUAGGCGCUUGUCCAUGAGAUUGAGCAGUGGUGAAAGGUUUUUGAUCAUUCUGGAUUACAUAUGGAAGAAGCUGAAUUUUGAGGAUAUAGGGAUUCCUACUGCUAAUAAUCAAAUGGGUUGUACUACUCUUAUAACCACACGCAAAUUUGAUGAUAUAGCACAAAAAAUUAUAAAAGAAUGUUGUGGUUUACCUAUUGCAAUUGCAGCAGUAGCCAGUACUUUAAAGGAUAGACCUUAUGACGACUGGGUUGAUGCAUUGAAAACAUUGGGAGAUCCACAGUGGGUAGAUAUUGAAGAAGGUCUAAGAAAAGAUUCUGAAAUUGAAAUUGAUCUCUUAGCCAUAAUUGGACUAGGGUUGGGUCUGGCUGGAGAGAUUCCCUCAUAUUGGGCAAGGAUAAAAGUGAUGAAUAAAGCCAUAAAGAAGCUUAUAGAUUCUUGUUUACUACUAAAAGUUCAUGGUGAAGAUGGAAGUCAUUGCAUCAAAAUGCAUGACUUGGUUCGUGAUGUAGCUCUAUGGAUAGCAAAAAAGGAGAAUAAGUUGAUUAUGGGACAAUUAAAAGAGGAUAUGAUAAUGGAGGACCAUGCAGCAAAGACUCUAUCUUUGAGGGGAAUCCUUAGUAGUUGCAAAAAUAUCAUUCCUGACCUGUGGCAAAAAAUAGGAGGAGGUAUGAAUGAGUUGACUCUCCUUGAACUUCUUGAAUCCGAUGGGAUAGAAUGCGUGAUAGGCUAUGUAGCUAAUCCAAGUCAAGUUGGAUUCAUCUCCAAUUUGACUCGUCUAGCUCUUUCAAAGCUGAAGAAUCUGAAGACUUUGAAUAGUGGUGAGCUUCCUCAAGGCCUUUUUGCAAACUUGGAGGAACUUGAUAUAAAAAACUGUGAUUCGCUUGAGCAGGUACUGACAGAAGAUGAGAAAGAAAUAGUUGAUGGAAGUGAAUAUCAAAGUUAUGAAAAUGCAUUCCCAAAAUUGAAAAGACUUAUAAUAUCGGAUUGCAAAAAACUAGAAUACUUAAUGCCUAUCUCUUUCGCAAAGAGCCUUACACAUUUGGAACAUUUAUAUGUGGCUGGAAGUGAUGAAUUAAGAAGUGUGUUUGGCCAAUCUCUUUAUGAAGGCUUAAAUCUAAAUAGGCCUCAAAUGAUUGAGUUUUCUGCUCUGGAGUAUCUUCAACUUAGGAAAAUGCCAAAUAUCAUUAGUAUAUGUCCUGAAAAUUAUCAUCUGACGUGGCCUUCUUUGAAAUUGUUGGAUUCAUAUCAAUGUCCACGGUUAAAUAUAAAGUUUACCAAUUAUCGGGUUGGAUAUGGUGGAUUGAGACAAGAGGAUGAUCAGAUGAUUUCUGAGGACCAAUCAAAGGUGGUUGUGGCCUUUCAAGAAACUUUACAGCGACUACAUGUUUCACAUAAUGAUGAAGCAGAAUGUGGAAAUUUGAAAGAAGUAUUCCCUUCAUUCAUCUUGAAAGACCUCCCGCAACUGAGGGAACUUCACAUUGAAGGCUGUGAUGAGUUGGAGAAAAUCAUUGAAGAAGACGAUCAAAAUGUGUCAACCUCUCCACAACUUGUCUUCCCAAGACUUGUUUCAAUAAUGAUCAAAUAUUGCCAUAAGUUGAAAUCCGUAUUCCCUAAGAUCUCUACAUGCGGAGUGAUCCCAAAUCUAAAGGCACUGUCCAUAGAAGAUGCACCUGUACUAGACCAAGUAUUUGGAGAUGACACAACACACACAUACCAGGAUGUCACUCCAGCAUUGAAAUAUGUUGUACUUUGGAAGCUUCCCUCACUCACUUCGAUUGCUCCAUCCAUCGCUUUUCAAAAUGUGACACACAUUGUUGCGCUAGAAUGUCCCAAACUAUCUCUCACUUCCUCUAUUACUCCUCUAGAAAUGCUCGACGAAUUGACAAAAGGUACUUCAUAA